UUCGUGACGUGCGCAAGCAUCGCGUCGUUUUGAGUAUGCAAAACGAAUGUGAUCUUGCGUUUCCAUCUCCGCCUCCUUCUGGAGCCGAUAAGGAGAGGCGUUUCGUCAUGUGUAAAGAGACAGUUUUACCGCAAUGCUAUUUCAAUAGCUCUCCAGCUCCGUGCGAGAGCCACUGACCCAAGAGGAAAGGGUGGUGCCGCGCACUGGCAUAGUCCAUGUGCGUUUACGCGUUUAUUUGGAGUCGGCUCGCAGAGAAGAAGCGAGCGGAGCAGGUGUGCGCUUUCAGUCUAGAUUCAGACCUCGUCUCUCUCGUCCCUGACUUUGAUGGACUUACGUGCUGCGCGUUAACUGCGGUGGAUGACUCCAUAUGCUUGCUUAUUGCUCAGGGUGAAAGUGUCCUUCUUCAGAACACAGAUCAGCGGAGAUCUUCAUCAUGAAUACAGGUAGUGAUUCCCAGUCAUCAGAUUCAGAUGCCUGGCGUUCACACAGUGUGUCUGAGGGGUUAAGGAAUGGAGAUCCCAGCAGUUCGUCCUUGACUGCUAAAGGCUUCCGCAGCAUUAAACCAAACCUACAGGAUAAAAAAUCUCCGACACCGGUCCCCUCGCCACCCCCUCGGAGAGAGAGCUAUCACAUGACCCCUAACCCCCCAUCUUACAGUUCCCUUGCAUUGCUGUCAGACACCUCCCUCUCUUCCCCACAGAUUAAUGAAGUCAUUUCCUCAGGCUCUUACACCAUCCAAUCUAGUGCCACCUCCUCAUACUCAUACUCUAAGAACACCCGAACCUCCACUAGCACCUCUGGAGCCCCACUCGAGGAGCCCCCCUUGUCCCAACAGGCUAAUGCUAACAGUUUUAUCACUCGGGUUCUGGGGAACAAAUUGUCAUCCUCAAAAUUCUCAAGCGACCUACUAAAUGAAGCACCUAACAAGAUGAACAUGAUUAAAACUGACCCUAAGUCUAAAACUAAGCCAUCUGCUUCCCCACCUCAAAACCCCACUGCUACUUCUGAAACACACGUAGCUUCUCUCUCCGUCCAGUUAGCUCCUCGCAGUCCAGAACCUCAAGCAGAGGCCCAGUCAGGGCUUGAGACUAGAUCCAGGACAAACGCAGUGGACCACGCUGACCCCAUGCGAGCCCCUGUUGUACCACCAAGACCAGCAAGCAGUUUGGUGCGUGAGUUUUCCCCUGUAAGAGGGAGCACCGGGCCGUUCUCUUCUGGACCGCCCUCCCCAGACCCUUCAGCUCGCCGGUCACCGUAUAGCCGGGCCAGUCAGGAUUCCCCUGACUUCCUCUCAGGGUUAUUGCCCAAAGCCCUGUCACCAACACCCUAUACCCCUCUGGAACGUUCUGGGCUAAUGUCGGCCUCACCUGCCCCGUCACCAGUAACCGUGUCAGCGUUGAGUCAUUAUUCAUCAUCCACAGCUGGGCUGGAGGAGCUGCAGAUCUGCGGCAUGGACUCCUCCCCUGCAGGCACACCCACCCCAUCCCCCACACUCAGCCAUGCCUCCAACGUCCCUGACGAGCUUCCUACCGCCCCGUCAACUGCCAUGGGCACUAACGGUCAGAUGGCAGUGAACGGAAGCUCUCAAUCUCGGAGGCCCUUUUCUCCGCCUGUGUACCCGCCUCCACCCCCAAACCUCAGCCCUGGCCUGGUAAAGAUCCAGCAGGGUCGUAGUUCAGAGGGUUCAGAGACGGUGAAGAGAGAGACCAUUGUCUCUGGUCAGACAGUGGUCAGUAGCUCUGUGCCCAUUGCUCGUUUCUCAGAGGAAGAGAAGAAGGUGUCCAUCAUAAAAGCUCCCCAUUACGAAGGCAUUGGACCAGUGGAUGAGUCAGGCAUUCCCAUCGCCAUCCGAACGACUGUGGACAGACCCAAGGACUGGUACAAGACCAUGUUCAAACAGAUCCACAUGGUUCAUAAAGCAGAUGAUGACUAUGCAGACACAUACAAUGCAACAUACGCUGUCAUAAACGAUGAAAAUUACCCUCCUGUCCAUGCCCACCCGCCCCCUCGAACGCACACCUACCGGCCUCUCUCUAGAAAUACCUCAGACACGCCAGACGGUGCCGUCCACCGGGAGCUCUCGCCAUCUCCCGUGCCCCCUCCACCCCCUCCGAUGCCCUCUCUCCUCCAGCUCCGCUCACGAGACAUGGACAGAGAGAAAGAGUUCUCGCACGACCCAAAUGAGUGGGGUCCUCCAGAUCGAAAAGUGGACACACGUAAAUACCGAGCAGAACCACGGAGCAUCUUUGAAUAUGAGCCUGGCAAAUCCUCAAUCCUUGAGCAAGAAAGGCCUAUGUUUGAUUUAAACCCAGAUGACAUAGAUUUAGAGAAUGAGCCUUGGUUUAAAUUCUUUUCCGAGCUGGAGUUUGGACGGCCGCCUCCUAAAAAGAGGUUGGAUUAUAAUCCUGACUACUCCACAAAUGCUGUGGCACAGUCAUCCCUCUAUCUCUCGCCUUCCGAACGACCUGACGGCACUACAAGUUCUGCGAGUGACUACAAGACAAGGCGAAAGUCGGAACCAUCUGUCACUCAAGCCAACACAGGAAGUGAGCAGAAUGUCAGUCAAGUGUUUUCCCGCCCACUGGAUGCCAGUAAAGCACAGACACUGAAGAAGCCCACCAUACGUUCCUCGCCCUCCUCACCAUCCAGACCCAAAGCUGGAGAUGCUAGUGAGUCACUCUCCUCCUGUAUGAGCUCUCCAGGUAUGGAGCGCCCUUCCUCCCAUCUCUCCUCAGACUCCCUCACUAUCUCCACACCAACCUGGCGUGGCUCCAAACGCUCCAUCUGCUUCAAGAACGGUUGGCAGACAGGCCGGCAUGAAGCUGCGGAGACUUGGAGUAGUGUUGACGAUGAAUCUGUCGUGACUCCUUCAUCACCACGGCUCAAAUCACGCAGCUGUGAUGACUUGCUGUCUGACGGACAUGGUGCUAAUAAUAAUGGAAGAGCGUCCACUUCUGUGACUACCACUCGCUCUGAAAGUGCAGAUUCAUUGCUUGAUGAAGACACUCCACAGAAACCUCAAGUAAAAAGUCUUACCUCAUCUCCCAGGGGACGCCGACAUCACCGGCGUAAGAUGCCACACGAUGCUCCAGGUUUCCUUCAGCUCUACAAGAAAAUGCACCACAUAGACAGAGAACAAUUAUUGCCCUCAGAGGUGAUCCGUUCUGUACGUGCAAGAAUCCUUGAGCUGGAGCGGCUACAACAACAACAGAGGCACAACCUCCACGGAUGGGCACCUUUUGGUAAUGAGGUACCACGACAAAUGGUCCCAAACCGUAUAUCGGAAUAUGAACAGCUUAUCCAGAAAUCCAAGUCCAUGCCAGACCUUGGUGAUGAAAAUGCCCCAUCAGGCACCACCACACCAGGGUCCUCGAGGGCCAGCAGCUGUCCCAAACGACGCUUUUCUGUGGAAUCACUUUUGGAGGAGGAGGAUCCUCCAGAAAGGGCUCGAAGUCCCCCUGAGGGACAGCCAAGACCAGGACCAGACAACAGUAGCCUGGUGCAAAUUUAUGGGAAGAACCAGAGGCAGCAUCAAGACUACUCAGACAGUGAGCAAGACGCAUGUGCCUCCGAAAUGAGUGACGUCCACAUAGAAGGGUCUUCACUGUGUAGCGAGAGCGACCUGGAUCAUUGCUCACUUACCUCAUCGGAAAGCUUCUUUGGUUCUGGGCAGCAUCACCAUCAUGGACACCAUCAUCAUGGACACCGUUACCACCGGCACCAUCACCUCCACCAGAGUGUGGGUCAGAGUCAAGGUUACCAACACCGCCACCUCAUCAGCUCCUGUAAGGGUCGCUGCCCGGCAUCCUAUACACGAUUCACCACCAUGCUAAAACACGAGAGACAACAAGAAAGGGCUCGGCAGGAGUCCCACACUGCCGCUACGUCUCCACUAGCGCAACAGUCACCCAGUGAGUCAGGCCUUUCAAAACUUGCCUUCCUGGUCAGCCCUGUGCCUUUCCGCCGGAAACGAGGCUCCCCACCAACCCAACAGCGACACUGCAGAAGCGGUCGGCCAAAAUCCAAAACCGCAAUUUAUGAGGCUUUAGAUGCCGCUUUGCAGGACAUUUAUGACCACAUAAGGGCGGAAAGGGGGCAGGGACCAGCAAGGUUGCCAGAUGAUAGCAUAUUGCGGCGGUUACUGGAGGAGUUGCUACCAGACGUGCCCAAACGUAGCUCCUCCUUGCGGGCACAGAGAGGGUCCGGCUCCCCCUCCUCGCUCAAUGUCAACCAGCCUUACCAUGGAGCCCACCAAUGUGCCUCCUACCAGCAGCAACACCACCUUACAGACGCCUUCAACAACAACCAGCAUAAUGCUAAUGCUAAUGUGCACUGCUACUCAGAUCAGGGCUCUGAUGCAGGACGUCUCACACCACAAAGCAGAAGACCCACGCCAGAAAGAGAGAAACAGUCUGCCAGGGCUAUUUAUGAUUUUAAAGCUCAGUCUGCAAAGGAAAUUUCCUUUAAGAAAGGUGAUGCUGUCAGCAUCAUCAGACAGAUUGACAGUAACUGGUAUGAGGGGGAACACAGAGGACGGAUUGGGAUUUUCCCCAUCUCUUAUGUCGAGAAGGUGGCGUCUCCAGAGCGGAGGCAGCCUGUCAGGCCUCCUCCUCCGGCUCAGGUUCGAGAGAUGGGAGAAGCCAUAGCACGAUACAACUUCAAUGCUGACACUAACGUGGAGCUUUCUCUUAGAAAGGGGGAGCGAGUGAUCCUGCUAAGGAAGGUGGAUCAGAAUUGGUAUGAAGGAAAGAUUCCUGGUUCAAACAAGCAGGGCAUUUUCCCAAUGUCCUAUGUCGAUGUGACCAAGGGCUCUCCUUCCAAGAGCCCCAGUCACCAAGGAGACACGCACACAUACAGGGCACAUAAGGACUAUACAGAGUCCUCCCAUUUGCAGUGUCUUGAUUCUGCCACUAAGACACACCUUCAGACAGUCACUAGCGAAUGGCUGUCUCUCACAUUGGGUGUCUCUACCACUUGCCCAUCUUCCCGUGGCAGUCCACUCCCACCCACCCCUCCUCCAUUACCCAGCAAUCUACACUACGCUGGCCCCCAGUCCCCCCCUCCACUUGUGCGAAGGUCCACCCCACCAAGAAGCCUUUCCUCAAAAUGCUCCCCUUUUCCUAGCCAAGGACCAAUUACUUCAGAGUUCUCAAAUAUUUUGCUUUAUUCUCAUGAACAUCUCUACAGAGAUGAACUGACAGCAAUAGAUGUACCAGAAACAUUUGGUUUACCAGUGAAACAGAUUACAGACCAUAAUCAAGCUCUGUUAGGAAUGGAAAGAAAGGGGCAUGAUGGUAAAAAGUUCUUAGAAGACAUGUAUUUAAAGGAGCAAAGCUUGAAACAAAACCAUGACCCAUCCCAGCUAUUAAACAAACCUGACCCACAUGGCGAACUUAUGUCAAUGUUUCUGAAAAAUCAACUUUAUAAUGAACUUGAAUUCCGAUUGGCCAGUCGAUCAAAAAACAUGGCUAAACGAGAAGUAUUACCUGAUAAGCCCCUGUCCAUCAGUGCAAGCCACAGAUCAGAAAAUAUACUGGAUAAACAUCAUGAUAUCUAUGAGAAAAAGGCUGAGGAGCUGCUGUCAGUCCUUUUGAAUGAGAAAACAGAGAUUUACAGUCCAGUAGAAGCUAUAAAAUGGGAGGAACUUCCUGAGUUGUACAUAAAGGAAGAGGAUGAUGAAACAAACAACAGAUCAGGCUUGGAAAUGGUUUCAAAAAAAGAGGCUGACUCCUCCUCCAUCACUCCAUCUCUGCCAUUCUCCACCUCCCCUAUGCCUAAUUCCUCCUUUACUCUCUCUUCCACUAGUUUUUCUCCAUCACACAUUGAAUCAUCUGCCUCUGCUGUUCACUAUUCUCCACCGUCUUCUUCCAAAGCUUCUCCAUGUCCUUCUCCUUCUUCUAUUCCUCUUGCUUCAUCUCUUCCUUUGGUGCCUUAUUCCUCCUCUGUCCUCCAAACCUCAUUUGCUGCUUCUCCUUCAGACUCUCCUCUCCCUCCAUUAUCUCUCUCCACUCCUCCUCCAUCUCCUCCAAACUCCCCAAUCCCUCUUCCUCCUCCUCCUUCAUCGACUCUCAAUAUUCCUACUUCUUUGCCUAUUUCUUUCCCUUCUAACUAUCAGUCAUCUCCUUCUCCACCUCCCUCAUUUCCGCAACCCCUUCCUCCAUCCUCUCACCUUUCUUCUCCUACUUCCACUCCUAUUUUCUCAAAUAUCCCUUCCUCCCACUCUCCUUCUCCCCAUCUCUCCCAAAUCCCUCCAUCUCCUCCUUCAUCUCCUAUUCCUUCUUUGCAUCCUCCUCUUUAUUCCUCCUGCCAGCCUCUUCUACCAACUAUUCCAGCCUCUCCACCCUCCACUCCCUCUCCUCCUCCAUCUUCUUCAGACCACGUCCCAUCUCCUCCCAGGUCUCCUUCACACCUCACCUCUCCUCCUGCAUCCUCUGUGUCUGUAGUCUCCACUCAGCCCUCUUUUCCUCCUCUCUCCCCACGUUCACAGCCUCGUUCUCCUAAGAUUAAGGUAAAAAGAAUGAACAAAACAAUGUAUUCAGGGCUGCUGUGUGAUGCAUGUGAUACAACCUGUAACGUUUUCAACAUUAAACAAAGAUUAAAAGUAAGAUCAUAUGGUUAUGCACCUUGAACACUCAGGGGAAAAAAAGAGGCUUGUGUUGCAGAAGUAUUAAUUUGACACAAUUACAAGGGUUUUAAGUAAGUUCUUAAAGGGCUAGUUGACCCCAAAAUGAAAAUUUUGUUAUUAUAUAUGCAUCCUCAUAUUGUUCCAAACCACCAAUAGAAAUAUAAAGCUUCCAAGCUGUUCCUGAUGAGCAGAGCCAAGCUGCGACAUAUAAACCACUUUUAUGGUGCCUUUUUGGUGUUUUCUGUUGCCAUGCAAAAUAUAUCAAUACAAUUGGACAUUGGAUGUUAAAUUAUGCAAGCUGAAUAGUUGAUUAAAGGCGGGCAUACACAGUGCGAUUUUUGCUGUCGUACGAGUUCGCAUGCAAUUUUUUUUUUUUCAAUUGUGUAUCAUGUGCGAGGAAUUAUGAGCCGAGCAGAGUGCCUUACGAGCACUUCCCGACCUCCCGAUCAUUUUUAAACAUCGGUUUAAACUAUCAGUUUGAAUUCAUGGCGUGCGGUUGAACGACCCGAUUUGUUGAUCUAUCUGAAGUUGACCAAUCAAGAACUAGGAAAACCACAGAAGAAGAAAGACGAAGACUGCAGUGCCAUGGCUAAUGUGGACUAUUGACGCUAUUGACCAGGGGGAUUAACUCGCUGAACUCUGACAGGAACAGCGAGCGCUGUAUGAUGUUUCUAGCAGCAUGUACCAUGCUUUUUAAUUCUCUUGCUCUCUCUCUCAUACACAUACACACACACACACACUUAUGUAGUUCAUGGGGGACUCUCCAUAGACAUAACGGUUUUCUAUACUGUACAAACUGUGUAUUCUACAGUAUCCCCAUACACUACCUCUAUCAAUCACAGAAAAAAUGCAUGUUUCAAAUUUCAAUUAAACACCAUUUAGUAUUUUUUAAAGAGAUUUGGUUUAUGAGGGCAUGGGAAGUGUGCUCAUUUACGUUGUAAAACCCAUGUCAUUAUAGACAUUUGUGUCUCCAUAAACCACACACGCGUUCGACUUGAUCACUUGUAUGACAUCAAAGUAUAGCGAGAGCGAUUCGACUGCUUUGGAUCCGUGUGCUCUCUUAAGCCGGGCAUACACUCUGCGAUUUUCAUCCGAUUUUGAGCCGAAUUCUGACUCGUGUACGCCCGCCUUAAUCGACAUUUGCGAAGUCAUGCAGUUUGUGAUGGACAGAUUGCUAAUAGCAAGUCUAUGGUAAUACAAUACAUCAGGCAGGACAUCCAAAUUCUCGCCUAUCAUUCAUCAACCUCAAAUAUGGCUUAUCAUCUGAAAUAUGUAUUAGCAACUUUACAUGGCCACUUAAUCUAAUGUUAAGCUUGAGAAAUGUGCACUAUUGAAGUGUCUGUGUAGCGUGUGGAAGAUGAUCAGUAGUGCUCACUGCAGGACAGAUUGAGGCGCAGGUGCUUCACUUGCUCUUAAAAUACUCUCUUAUUUUUGUCAUAUGGAUAAGAGUAAUAAAUCCUUCAAAUCUGUAAAGACUCAAGGGUUGUUGGGUUGUUUUUUUUUUGCACUCACAAUAACAACAAAUCGUACUUUUGUAAAAUAAUGAAAGCAAACAGGAUGUGCUUUCUGCCAUCUCUGUCUCUGUGAACUUGAGUUGUGUCUCUGUGAAUGUAAAUGCGGUCUCCUUACCGUUUUUCCCUGACACAUUCAUAAUCAUUACUUCUGCUGUACACUGUGGCAAGCUUUAUGCUUGAGCACUUAUUAGGCUAUGUAGGCAAUUAAAGGCUCAUUAUAAUGAUUUAAAUGGUUUGUUAAUAAACGUGCGAUUAGUCAACUAAUGCUUCAAAUGUACGACAACUAGUCGACCAGAAAAUUCCUUAGUCGAGGACAGCCUAAGAAUUUAGAUAAAUAAUUUGGUGGCUAAACUCACUUGCAGCAUUUGCAAUUAUUGUUUUAGUUAUUAGUGUUUAUUUUUAAUUAUUUUUAUUUUUAAUUGAUACCAAACAGUAUAUAAUUUUAAGAUGAGCAAUUUAUUGUUAAUGAGUCAUAACAUACAGUGACAGAAUUACAGAUUUUUUUAUUUUAUUUAAUUUUUUCACUAAUGACAGAUUUUUGUGUACAAGAUUUUAAUAUCUGUAUCCUUGCAUUUCUGUACUUAUUAGAUGGGUACUUAAAUGGGAUAUAUGACAUUGUUUCAGUUUUAUGUUAAGGGACGUAACAUUUCGCAAGCUUAAGGUAUUCACCACCCCAAUCACAAUGUACUGAAUAGCUGGCCAAUCAGCAUGCACCUCGCUUUUCAUACUGAUGAGCUUUGUAGAAAUCCACACAUUUAAGAAAGGCGGGGCACAGAGGAGAAACAAUAAUGUACAGUAUGUGGAAAAUAAUGUUUUUUGAACCUUAAACUGCAAAAAAAAAAAAAAAAAA
Carassius auratus (goldfish) is the source of this 8989-nucleotide messenger RNA. RefSeq names its product sorbin and SH3 domain-containing protein 2-like. Gene Ontology annotation, cellular component: plasma membrane. NCBI's taxonomy places the organism in Eukaryota, Metazoa, Chordata, Actinopteri, Cypriniformes, Cyprinidae. The record is from RefSeq and is a predicted model, not a curated record. The coding region runs from base 434 to 6628 and encodes 2064 amino acids. The transcript is spliced from 24 exons. Gene Ontology annotation, molecular function: protein binding.